Heterostelium album PN500 is the source of this 1371-nucleotide messenger RNA. RefSeq names its product flavin monoamine oxidase family protein (gene maoA). Gene Ontology annotation, molecular function: oxidoreductase activity. NCBI's taxonomy places the organism in Eukaryota, Evosea, Eumycetozoa, Acytosteliales, Acytosteliaceae. The transcript has 2 exons. The coding region runs from base 1 to 1371 and encodes 456 amino acids. The record is from RefSeq and is a predicted model, not a curated record.
AUGGUUGAAUAUGAUUGUAUUGUCAUAGGAGGUGGACUUUCAGGUCUACAGUGUGCCUAUACUCUAAAGAAACAAGGUCAUUCUGUACUUGUACUUGAAGCUAGAAAUAGAUUUGGAGGUAGAACUGAAUCAUUAAAGGUAGAUGGAUAUUGGUUCGAUCUCGGUGGUCAGUGGAUGGGUGGAACUCAUAAGCAUUUGAAGGAGAUUUGCAAAGAGAUCGGUGUGGAGACAUUCGACCAGUACGACGAGGGCAAACAUGUCUUGGAGUUGAACGGAAAGCGUGUCUACUACCAAGGAAAUAUUUCAAAGCUCAACACCGACUACAAUUUGGAGGGACUUGAAGAAACGAUUGCAAUGAUCGAUAAAUAUGCUGACACUAUCGAUGUUACUGCGCCACACAAGCAUCCAAAAGCAUCGGAAUGGGAUCACCAAACGGUUGCCCACUGGACCGAGAAGAAUGUAAAGGGUAAGGAUGCCAAGGGUAUCAUCGAUUGGUUCGUCAGAGUUUGCUUGGCUGCCGAUCCAACCGAGAUUAGCUUCCUCUGGUUCCUUUUGUUCAUUAAGACCGCCGGAUCCUACAGUUUGUUGGCCGACAUUAGAGGCGGUGCGCAAGAGAAACGUAUGAUUGGUGGUUCCCAACAGAUCUCUGAGAGAUUGGCAGAGAAGGUUGGAUUGAAGAACUGUAUUCUCAAUGCACCGGUAAGAGCUAUCUACCAAGAUGGUGCUGGCGUUCAAGUCAAAACCGAGAAGUUGACUUACACCUCGAAAUAUGUGGUCGUUACCGUUCCACCUGCUUUGGCCGGAAGAAUCGAGUAUCGUCCACCAAUGCCUGCAACUCGUGACGACUUGACUCAGCGUUUACCAAUGGGCUCCGUUAUCAAAACCAUUGUGAUCUACGACGAGCCAUUCUGGAGAAAGGAUGGUUACUCUGCUGAGGCACUGAGCGAUCUCGGACCUAUCUAUAUCUGCUACGACGACAGUUCACACGACGACAAGAAGACUGCAAUCGUUGGAUUCAUUGCUGGAUUGCCAGCCAAGCAAUGGGCAUUGAAGACAAAGGAAGAGAGAAAGCAAGCCGUACUCGACUGCUACGCGAGAUGGUGGGGACCAAAGGCAUUGAAGCCACGACACUACCUCGAGAAGAUUUGGAAGGAUGAAGAAUACUCGCGUGGAGCAUAUCUUGCCUAUGCUGGUCCAGGUGUGCUCGAUGGUUGCAACGGUGCAUUGCGUGAGCCAGUCGGAAGAAUUCACUGGGCUGGCACAGAGACUGCCAAUGUUUGGAUUGGAUAUAUGGAGGGUGCACUCGAAAGUGGUAUUAGAGCUGCUGGUGAAAUAGAUAAUAGAUUGAAAUCUUCAAAACCCAAAUAUUAA